AUGCAGCAACCUAAAUCAACAAAUUCAAUAUUUACAUUACUGCCUAAUGAAUAUAUUCUAUUUGAAUAUACUUAUAAAUUAGGUUUUUGUUGUUUUAGUUCACGAACAACAACUGUUACUAAUAUGCGUUUAAUUAUACGUAUCAUUAAAACACCAACAUUAUUUUCGAGAAAAACAUCAACUGGCAAAGAAAAGAGUAAAAUCAUAAAUCUUACAGAUAUUACUAAUAUCAAACAAAUACAAUCAGCAAUACUAUCGAAUCAAAAUAAAUGGUGGAUAAAAUGUAUUGAUAUAUUGACAUGUACAUGUUCAAAUCAAGAUAUUGAAUGGUUAGAUUUAUGUCAUGAUAUACAAAAUUUAGCAAUGGAGACAACUGAAUCUACGAUGGAAAUAAAUAAUAUUCAAAAAACAUUAUUAGUUGAACGAUUCUAA
This is a messenger RNA of Rotaria sordida, 432 nucleotides long. NCBI's taxonomy places the organism in Eukaryota, Metazoa, Rotifera, Eurotatoria, Philodinida, Philodinidae. The record is from the annotation of a GenBank genome assembly.